This is a messenger RNA of Leptomonas pyrrhocoris, 1608 nucleotides long. RefSeq lists its product as hypothetical. NCBI's taxonomy places the organism in Eukaryota, Euglenozoa, Kinetoplastea, Trypanosomatida, Trypanosomatidae. The transcript has a single exon. The coding region runs from base 445 to 1608 and encodes 387 amino acids. The record is from RefSeq and is a predicted model, not a curated record.
AGGUACUACGCAUCACACACUUCCAUUGCUGGCUUUUCUGUGUGUUUCCUUCGUCUCUGCACGCUGAGGAAGUUCCCUCGCUCGCCCUUCUCUUCUUGUAAAGUUUUAUUUUCGCACAACCCUCGCAAAUCACUCCAGCGUGCUUCUCAAUUUUACUUUAGUUUUCCUUUGUUCUCUUGUUGUUGUUUGGUGCUGACUCGUCUUCGUAUCCGUAUACACUAUCGUUGCGGUUCUUCUUAUCAAUAGCACACGCGCACCCGUACACGGAGAAGAAGACAAACAACAACCGAAAUAAGUGGGAAGGGGUUCGAUCAAGUGUCUUCUACCGCAGCUCUCUUCCCUCAGGCGUUGUUCGCUCUCAUUCCAGGGUUUAUUAUUAUUGUUAUUAUUAUUCUUAAGCCAACAUUGACAGACACGGAGACCCCCAAAAGGAAAGUGCCCAUCAUGGCGAUCCCUUUGUUGGCCAACGCCAAGACAGUGAAGGAGGACAGUGCCCUCUUCUUCGCUGUGACUGAAACCUACGCCGUGCCGACCGCCAGCGCGCGCUACCGCACUCCACGCCAGUUUAAUGAGCUCCUCCGCAGCCGCCUCCGCCAGCGCAAUCGCUUCAAUCGCGAUCACCACGACACGUGCAUGUACAUCGCCCGCUCAAAGAACGCGAACGUGGUCGCCUACACGGCGAAUCUGGUGGAUGUGAAAACGAAUCAAAGCGUGGAGUCCGGCAUUGGCCGCCACUGCGCCUUACGCAAGGACGACCCGCUUCAUCCGUACUUCGUGAACUUGGAGCCGUCGUACGUGGCGGAGCGGCGCCGCAAGGGCGUGGAGUACGACUGCGAUGAUUUAAAUAUUUUGGAACGCACGAUGGCGUACGGCGUGUCGGCGGCGCCCGUGAAUAUGGAUGGCAUCUCGCAGUACUGGGGGAGGAAGGCACCGGAGGCCUUCGCGGAGCUGCAGCGGAGCUGGGCCACGUCCGGCAGCGCAGCGGCGCCGGAAGGUGCAAGGGAGAAGUCCGGCACAGACGACGACAAGAAGAACGACGGCGACGACAGCAGCAGUGGUGACAGCGAUAUAGUGAAGAAUGCUGACGCCGGGGCGGGGUCGCUGGCUGAUGACCUUACAGCCGACUCGCUCGACGCGGCGCUGAAGGCGUGGUGGACGCCGUUUCAUCCGUACGUCUCGCACUUCGUCGCGCUGCCCACGUGGCCCGGUCUGGUGUUGUGCCUGCCGCCUUUGAGCACGACCGACGGCAGUCAUCGCAGCAGCGCGUGUGAUGCGAGUUUGAGCAGAGACGGGACAGCCCCGACGAAGGCGGCGUCUGUGGGGUUGGAGGGGACCGACGCGCCGCCGGAGACGGUGAAAACGUGCAUCACCUACGGCACCCACACCGAGCCAUCUCCGCUGACGCCGACCACCGGUGUCUUGUCGGACGAGGACACCGUCGUGGUGAUUGUUUCGCUCAUUGAUGGCGAGCUGAGCGUGGUGGAGAGCGUGUACGUGAGCAGCGUGGAGCCGAAGCGCUUCUACCAGCUGCCCAAGGUGGAGUACAUCGAGGUGCACGGCACGUCCCUCGCCACCGGCAAGCCGACCUAUGAGAAGAAGUCCAGCUAA